GUGAAGGCACUCUAGCCGGUCGGCGGGAGAUGAACUUUGCCCUCAGUUUUUAUAUAUUUUUUAUAUAAAAAAUGGAAUUUGACCUGUCAUUCAAUUUCAUGUCAAUAUUUUCCAUUAUUUUAUUAAUAGUUGCAACGAUCACCACCGUCUUCCAAAAACUUAAAUUAAGAUGGCCUGUAAAAGUAAACUGUUGGUUUUGUAAUAAUAAUAUAAAAAUUUGGCGGCAGCAACUUAAUUGGUGGAUGUGUCCAUAUUGUGAACAAUAUAAUGGUUUCUCUAAGAAUGGUGAUUAUGCAUAUAAUAUACCAGAACAAUAUAAAACAUCUUCACAUGAAAUCAAAAGGUACUGUACAAUCAGUCAAGGUACAAUAAAUAAAGAUGCAAAUAAUGGCCUCUGCAAACAAUGUAACGUGAAUGAAACCAUAAAAAUAUCAAAGUUAUCUGAUUAUAUACCUGAAAAUGAAAAAUCUUAUGAGUAUGGGAUACAAAAGUUUAAAGAUAGCUUAGAACAACAAUAUCCACUAUGUGCAAAGUGUAAAACCACAGUAAAUAACGUAUUACAUAAGCAAGCAUUAUGGCUUGCACAAUAUAAAAUGUUGUUUUUUAAGCAAAAACCCUUUUGUCUAAUUACUAAUAAUACAAAAUAUUCUGAAUUAAUAUGCAGAAUAAUUUCAACAAUAUUAGGCUCUAUGAUUGCAUACAACAUGGAAUUAAUAUUCUUACCAAUUGGAGGAUUAUUUUUUCAACUGUGUGCCUGUUGGAUAACUUCUACCAAAAAACAAAGUUCUGAUAUAUUACUUAUGUUUUUAUGGAUUUGUAUGAUUAUACUUUUACCAUUUAAAGACACAAAAUUAAUCAAGGCAGAUUUACACAAUACAUGGUUUUCUCUAGAUUAUAUAACUCAGUAUCAUAUGAUAAUGCUAUUUAUCUCAGUCAUAGGCUUCAUGAAUGUCAUGCCUAAAUCUCAUAAAAGUACAUUAAACAAAAAUAUGUCAUUCAAAAAGAUUGAACCUCUGGUAAAAAAUACAGUAUUAUCCAAUUCAUACACAACCACUUCAAAUAAUAAGCACAACUUUAGUAUUCAAACUACCAGUAAUUUAAAUGGAAACAUUAUUAAUCAAUCAGCACUGAAUACAAUGAAAGACUUGUAUAUGCCUUGUACAGAAAAUUCACUAAAUUGUAAAUCUACAAUUUUUCAAAGUUCACUUAAAAAUCCAGAGUCACAAUUAUCAUCAAUGCCUAUUAAUGAUAAUGAUACAGUAUUUAAUUCUACACCUGUAUGCAAAAAAAGUAUGAUAGAUAACAGUUACUCAUUGAAUGAGAGUUUGAGCACAUUAAGUAUAUUAUCAUUGGGCGAAGAUAAGCCAAAAUAUUUGGUAAAAAUACCAAAAAUUUUUGAAACAAAAGUGUAUAGUACAAAAAGUUCUGAACUCUUUAAAAAAUCCAGUAAAAAAAAUAUUUUAUCACCACCAAAAUUAAAAUCAGUUAUGCAGACAUCAUGGGUAGCUGGUGGUUAUUGGCAGGAAGGCAUAGAUGCACCAUCAUUAUCAAGAUCAUCCAGUCAAAGCUCUGGCUUUGGUUCUGCAGGUUCUAAUUUUGGCCCAUCUAGAGAACCAUCCAUACAUGAAUUUGAUCAAUGUUCAGUUAUAUCAGAUACAACACAGUCUUGUUAUACUUUAGCACAAAGUAACAGUCAUGUUGGAUCUUUUUGUCAACGGGGCUUACAACUUCCAUUGUCAGAACCAAAAAAUCAGUCAGUUAAUAACCAAACAAUGAAACUUGCAUCGGGUAAUCUUUAUACUCCACGAACGUUAUUAUUGUCCCAAAAUAACAAAAGAAAUAAUUCAAUUUUAAUGGAUCAGUGUCCACAAAAACAAGAUAUGAAUAUAAAUGAUAUUAAAAGUCCCUCUAAAAUGCAGAUGUUUCCUAGUCAUACCACUGUUGUAACAAGUCCCGUUUGGUUACCAGUCCUUUUAUGCGGUUCACUUGUGUUAAAUAUAAUAGUGUUAUGUACUACUUUGUUACGUUAAA
This is a messenger RNA of Eufriesea mexicana, 2031 nucleotides long. RefSeq lists its product as uncharacterized. Gene Ontology annotation, biological process: nuclear migration along microtubule. Lineage: Eukaryota; Metazoa; Arthropoda; Insecta; Hymenoptera; Apidae. The transcript has 6 exons. The coding region runs from base 72 to 2030 and encodes 652 amino acids. Gene Ontology annotation, cellular component: nuclear membrane. Gene Ontology annotation, molecular function: actin filament binding; lamin binding. The record is from RefSeq and is a predicted model, not a curated record.